Oncorhynchus gorbuscha (pink salmon) is the source of this 853-nucleotide messenger RNA. RefSeq names its product tripartite motif-containing protein 16-like. The transcript is spliced from 5 exons. Bases 44 to 853 code for a protein of 269 amino acids. The record is from RefSeq and is a predicted model, not a curated record. NCBI's taxonomy places the organism in Eukaryota, Metazoa, Chordata, Actinopteri, Salmoniformes, Salmonidae.
UGCUGUUACCCAAGCCACCCCAGCCUCAGGAGCUUUCAGCCGGAUGGGAUCAAUAGCAAGUCUCUUCCGCUCCCAUCGACGUGCCACUCCGGCACCUGGGCCAGUCAGCAACAACACUGGUGGCGUUAACCCAUGGGGGAUGGGUGCACUGACUGAAUCCCAACCGGAAGUAAAUACUAGCCUUUUCCUGGAUCCGCCGACCCCUGACCCCAUUAUGAAUCAGAUGCCAGCUUUCCCUGCAUUGAGGGAGAUAGACAUCUCCAGCAUCCAGGCCCCAGAGCCCAGGAGCAGAGAGGAGUUCCUGCAGUAUGCCUGUACCCUGACCCUAGACACGAGGACAGCCCACCGGCGUCUGACCCUGUCGGAGAGCAACACCAAGGCCACCCUACAGGGGGCAGGGCAGCCCUACCCAGACUGCCCCCAACGCUUCGACGGCUGGACCCAGGUGCUGUGCCAGGCCCCCCUUUCCGCCCAGCGAUGUUACUGGGAGGUGGAUUGGCGGGGGAAGGGGUCAUCAAUGGGCGUGGCUUAUGGAGCCCUGAGCAGGAAGGGGGCGGACGCCAGGGCGGGGCUUGGCUACAACGCCCAAUCAUGGAGCCUGGAGCUGUCGGAUACGUGUUGCACGGCAAUGCAUGACAAUGAGAAGAGGGACAUCCCGGUGACAUACUCACCGCGUCUGGGGUUGUUCCUGGACCUCAACGCGGCACCCUGGCGUUCUAUAGCGUGGCAGAGAGCAUGGCGCACCUGCACACGUUCCGUGCCAACUUUACACAGCCACUGUAUGCGGCCUUCGGGAUCUGCCCCAUGUGAGGAGACCUACGACAUCUGUAUAGACCUGCCCCAUGUGAUGUGA